This is a messenger RNA of Adineta steineri, 1589 nucleotides long. The record is from the annotation of a GenBank genome assembly. NCBI's taxonomy places the organism in Eukaryota, Metazoa, Rotifera, Eurotatoria, Adinetida, Adinetidae.
CAACUCAUAAAUCCAAUAAAUGUCCACCUGCAAAUGUUGUUGUUAAUCCAUUGAUUCAUCAUCCAUCAUUUUAUGGUUUAUCAUCAUCAUCACCCAUAAAACAACCUUCUUUACUACCACCACCACCACCAACGGAAUUCGCAACAAAAAAUUUUGCUAAACCAUCUCAAAUAAAAACGAUUAAAUAUGAUAAUCAUUUACUAAACUCAAUUGUUAAAUCAUCUGAUUUACCAAUGAAUGAUUGGAAAAUAUCAAUUAAACAUAUAUUUAAACAAUUUUUAUUUGAUAUUAAUUAUGAAAAAUUUAUUCAAUGGUGUCAAACUAAUCUUCUAUUACCAUUAAUUAAAUUAGAUGAUGAAGAAAAAAAGAUUCUCAAUGAUAUUACUAAUGAUGAUUAUUAUGUUCAUUAUCGUCAUCUUGAAAGAUGUAUUGCAUUAUUAAAUGAUCUUAAACGUGGAACAAUUAGUAUGACUUUAUUACCGCCAUCUAAUAAUGAAUUGCAACAAAUAGGACCAAUUAAAUCACAAUUAGCAGGUGCUAAAAAACGUAAAACAACAGUACCAACUACUCGUCAUAUGCCAGUUCCAUCACAAUCAUCAUCACCAUCAUUACCUUUAUCAACAAAUCCUAUUUCUCAUGAUGAUGGUUAUCAAUCACCUAGUUUACCUUUGAAUGAUGAACCAAUAACAUCUCCAACAUCCUUAUCAACACCACAACAUUUAACGAUUGAUGAUAAUAAUAAUAAUAAUAAUGAUGAGUUAAUGCCAAUUGUAGCUACUGUUGAAGAAGAACAACAACAACCAAUUCAAGAUAUGAAUUCAUCAUUUCUUAUAGUUGAUUCAAAUGACUAUGAUGAUGGAAAAAUUCAUCUCGAUGAUACAUUACCAUCAUGUUCAUCUGGUUAUGAAUCAGCAGCAGCAUUAACAAAUGUUGAUGUAAAUAUGGCACAUAAUCCAAGUAGUGAUGAUGAUGAAACAAAUUCAACAACACGUUCAAGAGAACAUUCAUCAUCAUGUCAAUCGGAUCAAUCACUUGCACCUAUAUUAUCAACAGUAUCAUCAAAUAUAAAAUUAAAUUCAACCAAUAAUAAUAAUGAAGAAAAAUCCAUGCAUGUAUCACCGGUGAUAUCAAAUCAAAAAGUAAGUCUUCGACAACGUGAUAAAUAUGGAAAAUUUCUUGCACGAUCACGAUCACGUUCACCAACACCACGUAAUACAAAAAAGAAACGUUCAUCUAAUGAACAAUUAGCAUCAGGAAAUACAAUAUCAAAAGAUCAUAUUGAACAACAUUUACGAACAUUAUUAAUGCCUCAUAAUAAUGAACAACGACGUACACGUACAAGACCAAUUAAAACUCCAACACGUUUAGUUGAAGAAAUCGCUUCAAAUCAUUCAAUCAAAACAACUGAAAUCGAUCAUAAUGCAUUUGAUACAUAUUCAAAUUCAUCAUCAUCAUCAUCAUCAUUAACAACAAAUGAUACAAAAUCUAAUGAACCAGUUCUUAAUCAUCAACCAUGCACAUAUAAUGUAACUAUAUCAAAUAAACCUAAUAAAUUAGGUUUAACUAUAAAAAAAGUUAUUCAACGAUAA